This is a messenger RNA of Spinacia oleracea (spinach), 2510 nucleotides long. RefSeq lists its product as uncharacterized. The transcript is spliced from 14 exons. The record is from RefSeq and is a predicted model, not a curated record. NCBI's taxonomy places the organism in Eukaryota, Viridiplantae, Streptophyta, Magnoliopsida, Caryophyllales, Amaranthaceae. Bases 185 to 2284 code for a protein of 699 amino acids. Gene Ontology annotation, biological process: proteolysis. Gene Ontology annotation, molecular function: cysteine-type peptidase activity.
AUUAGGUCUAGCAAGUUUUAUUUGAAACACCACGUCAAGUUCAUCUUCCUAACCCAAGCAGUUCAUCUCCUCCGCAGUCAAGCACCAUAGAGAGGAAGAACGGCACGUCGGCACUUCACCAUUACACCCAUCUUUUCCUUCGACAUCACACGCGUUAAGAACACCAAGAGAACACUAGUGUUAGAUGGCCAAAAGAAAUCUAGAUGCAAAAGAUUUAAAAGAGAAUGGUGAGAAAAGAAUGAGAACUAUUGAUAGCGAAGGAGGAAGUUUUAAGCAGAAGUUUGAAAGAAAAGAAGCAAAAGAAGGUCAUACGGCGGUACCUAAUGUGAGGUGUUGUCCAGAAAAAAUACUUGCACUAACAAUUUGUUUGAGUGAAGUACAACAACAAUGGGUAAAAGAAUUUGGUUUUGAAUAUUUGAUGCAUAUGGAUAACUUUCAGGUGAAUAGAAAACUUGCAUAUUGGCUAGUUAGUCGUUUCGAUCCAGAUAAAUGCAAAUUGAAAUUAAGAGAUGAUGUUUCUGUCGAUAUAUUUGCGGAUGAUAUAUCAUGGAUUUUAGGGAUUCCUAAUGAUGUGUUGACAGUACCCAUUAAAUGUAAGGAUAAAGAAUCAUACAAAAAAGAGCUCAAGAUAUAUAGGACAAAAGGUGGGAUUGAUAAUACAAAAGUUUUAAGUAAGUUUAACAACGACAUGCAAAAAAAAGAGUUCCAGAAACUAUUCCUUUUGUAUACAUUAGGAAAUUUUCUUUGUCCUAGUCAGAGUAAUAUGAUUAGCCCUCAGUUAUUGAAAACUGUCUUAAGUAUUGAAGAUCCAGCCAAAUAUAAUUGGGCUCAAUUUGUUCUUGAUCAUCUUGUGGUGGCUAUAAAGAAGUUUAAAGCGAGUGUUUCAAAACACAAGUGCAAUAGCACACGUAAAGCGGGAGGAUUUGGAGGAUGCAUUGUCUUUUUGCUCAUCUACUAUUUGGACCGCUUGGACAUUAAAAAGUCGAUUUGUUGGGAUAAUAGGGCUAGAAUAGCUGCAUGGGAUCGGGAAAGUAUGAAAGAGGCUAUCAAAGCAGAUUGGGAUGAGAAGAACGGUUUCGGAAGUGGCAAGUUAUUGUGUUUGAAUAGAUUUCAAUAUGGAUCGGCACAUCCUACUGAACCCGAUAGACCCUUGUUUAAGGAUGUAGGAAUGCAGAAUCCCUUGCCACUACUAACUCCGAAGGUUAAAUUGACCGACUUACGAUAUCGAAAUAGGGCAAGGAUAAUGAUUGAUAAAAAGUUGGAGAAAGUGAAACAAGAUGCAAAUGAUCAGGAAAUUCUGGAACAAGAUGUUGUAAAAAAUGUAUGUCAGGAGCAAGUUGAUGAAGAGGAAUAUGUAGUGUGUGCGGGUAAAGAAGAUGGUAAUGUAAAGAAAAUAAAUAAGGAUUGUGACAAUUUACAUGAUGUUGGAGCCAUUAAAGGGGAAGUUGAUACAUCAAUAAUUGUGAGAAAGAAGAUAAUGGCCACGAUGUCCAAUAAGGACUACAAGAUCCUCCAAUAUUUAAGAAGUCACAAAAAAACAAAAGAUGAAGAUAUUGUGGCAAUGUUUGGAGUAAACCAUGGAAAGCCACUUUAUUAUAUAACCAAAGAAGAGAUAAAUUCUUGUCUUCAAGUCCUAAAGCAUGUUAAUAGUCCGGUGGUAAAGACAUUUAUGUUUUUAUUGAACAUAGAGUGGAACAAGGAAAGAGUAGUUAAAGGUGGAAAAUAUGCAUUUGAUCCAGAUGUGUCAGCAUUGGCACUUAAAGGCGGCAAUUUCAUUGAUGAACUACGAAAUGAUAAGUCAGUCAAUACAUUUAUCCAAGAAUUGGCUAUACUUGGAGUAUUUAUAAAAGAGUGCCAACAUAUAAUUAUGCCGGUUGCUUAUGACCACCAUUGGUUUGCUUAUUAUUUUGACCUCCAAAGAAAGAAAACUUAUUUGUUGGAUUCAUUUUAUAAGUUGGAUAGCUCAUACCAUAUGCAAGUCAAAACAAAACUUCUUGAGGCAAUGCAGCUUGUGCUUUCUCAUGUUAACUCGGAUUGGAGUGAAGACAUAUCUUAUUGGGAAUGUAUGCAAGCAAAAGUUCCAAUACAAAAAAACAAUCAUGAUUGUGGCAUAUAUAUGUUGGUUGCAAUUGAUUUAUGGCCACAUUAUGAAACAGAGUUGAAUUACUUUUUGGAAGAUACUAAGUGUGUACGUGAGCAACUAUCGUUGACGAUUGUGAAGAGUGAUUAUAAUUUACGAAAGGAAGAUAUCUUGGAAAGUGCUGAACACCAUGAAAGAGACUAGAUAGUUUUUAAUUUUUAAUUUUUUGUUCAAAGAGCUAAGUUUUACUUAGAAGGGAAUGAAUUAUGUAAAAAUGAUAGUCAAUAGUACAUCAGUACAUGCUUUUCUUGAAAUUAAUUUUAAAUUAUCUUUUAAAUAUUUAGUAAUUUUCUUUCAAACCAUAGUCGAAAUUGGAUCAUCAUAAUUUAGUUCUUAAUUGAAUGAUGAACGGGACUCUUUUUUUUAAUGA